This is a messenger RNA of Amoebophrya sp. A25, 687 nucleotides long. The record is from the annotation of a GenBank genome assembly. Lineage: Eukaryota; Dinophyceae; Syndiniales; Amoebophryaceae.
GCCGAGUAGGAAGCUGGAGAACAAGCUACUCUGUGAGCCCUACUCACCUUGGGUCGAGGUCUAUCUUUGGUCACUGUCGCAGGCUGCGGCGCUGCAGGAGGCAUCCGAUUUUGACCAUGGCGAAACGCUGCAGCAGGUGAUGCAGACGGCGUGCAACUCAAGCGAGUACCCAGACGAGACGGAAUUUAAGCAGCAGCUUCUUGACGAAAUCUGUUGGCAGUUGAACUCCAUCCCGCUCUUCGACACUAGCCUAUCUGCGUUCAACCUCGUCAGCGGGACUUUCUCUCGUGGUGUACAACAGUGGGGAAACCUAGUGGAAGCAUACGAGAGCGACCCAGAACCCUCGGGCAGCGAGGUCGACGAUUGGAUGAGGCGAAAACAGAUCAUCCAAACUGCCGUCCGCAGAGUCAUCCUCAACCGCGACGUCGAGAACCUUCAGAGGCGACGCGAGCUAGUCGGUCGAAGCUAUGCGCGUGCAAAGAACAUCAAAGACCUAGUCGUAGGCCAGCCAGUCUCUGUUCGCCGACCAAGCGGCAAGUUCCAUCGAAAUGUCGACGGAAUCGUGAAAAGCGUCGACAUUCCAAACGACACGGUGGUAGUGCAAGUUGGUCAGCACGAGACUCCUUACGCGGGUCCGGAUGUCAGCCCAGUCAAAGUGCCAGUAGACGCCAGGCCGGAGGACUAUGA